AUGUCUCAAUCAGAGAGAAUUACAACGUUACUGAAAGACAUGUUGGAAGCUGAAAGAGCGAUAAUUGCUACCAGCAAUGAAGUAGAUAAAAGGAUUUACUACGAUCAAGUUGAGUAUACCAACAGAAUAAACUUAUCACUUACUUUAUACACAUACGGGUUGGUUGGAAUACCUUUGAUAAUGCUCAAUUACAUCAGCUAUUUGCAGUUUGAGAAGACUCAUAUACUGACCAAUACCACAGAGUCCAAACCACUUCCUUAUGUUUCUUGGUUUCCUUUCGAUUCAGAUGAAUAUUAUUUCGUCGCAUUCGGAAUGGAUUCUGUUGCAGCCUUCAUGGGUUCCACCUAUAACUGCCUAGUGCAAUUAUUUUUUAUUGCUAUCAUGACAUUCGUGAUAGGAAGACUGAGGAUUCUGCAGGAGCAUUUCAGAAACUUUGACGAAAUUGAUGAAUUUGGAAAAAAUAUUGGGGGAGAAUCCGGAACUGAUCGAAAUGAGGAUCAUGAUGUCUUGAGGAAUUUGAAAAGACUAAUUUUAGAACACAUGGAGAUUAUAGGGUGUGUGAAGAAAUUGGAUGAUUCCACGAAAUACUUGCUGUUACUCGAAUUUUUGAUGAAUUCUUUUCAAAUUGCUUCGUUGCUAGUACAGCUUUUAACGAGUUUAGAAUUGAGCAAUGCCCUCUAUGAAAGCAGGUGGUAUGAACACAGUGUUGCUGUUAAGAAAUGUAUCCAUCUCAUGAUGUUGAGAUCACAAAGGCCAUUAACUCUACAAAUUGGUCCAUUUUAUCCUAUGACUAUGAGUACUGCAUUAUCUACCGUUAAAGCUGGAUACUCAUAUGUAACAAUUCUCAGAAAAUGAAUCACUCUAUAUGGGUAUGUAAGCAAACCUGAACACUGAAUGCUUAUUACCUCACAGAUCAUGAUCACCUACAUCGUAUAUUUCAGAAACUAGCACAUAAAAAAUGUUUACACUUCAUGGUAGACUCUGCCAUGCAUUACAAGUGACAGACACUUUUGUAAUGUGAUGCAAGAUGUUGAUAAUAAAAUAUAUAUGCAAU
Leptinotarsa decemlineata (Colorado potato beetle) is the source of this 1054-nucleotide messenger RNA. Its product is annotated as odorant receptor 30a. Gene Ontology annotation, cellular component: plasma membrane. The record is from RefSeq and is a predicted model, not a curated record. Gene Ontology annotation, biological process: sensory perception of smell; detection of chemical stimulus involved in sensory perception of smell. Gene Ontology annotation, molecular function: odorant binding; olfactory receptor activity. Lineage: Eukaryota; Metazoa; Arthropoda; Insecta; Coleoptera; Chrysomelidae.